AUGGAGCACUCCUACCUUUACGCUCCCUCCGAGGUGCUCAAACAUUUCGGUGUCUCGGAGAAAUCAGGCCUGUCGCAAUCUCAGGUGCUUCAGGCAAGACAAAAAUACGGUCCAAACGCCCUCGCCGAAGAUCCUCCCACUCCUCUUUGGAAGCUCGUCUUGGAACAAUUCAAGGACCAACUAGUCCUUAUCUUGUUGGGUUCGGCUGCUGUGUCCUUUGUGUUAGCGCUGUUUGAAGAAGGCGAGGACUGGACCGCCUUUGUUGACCCGGCCGUGAUCUUGACGAUUCUGAUCCUCAAUGCCGUCGUCGGUGUAACUCAAGAAAGCAGUGCGGAGAAGGCGAUUGCCGCUCUCCAGGAAUAUUCCGCAAACGAGGCAACCGUCGUCCGCGAUGGAAAAACCCAGCGUGUCAAGGCCGAGGACCUGGUCCCGGGAGAUGUGGUCAUUGUCGCAAUUGGAGAUCGUGUUCCCGCAGAUUGCAGACUGAUUUCGGUCCACAGCAACAGCUUUCGCGUGGACCAGGCUAUUCUGACCGGUGAGAGCGAGAGUGUGUCGAAGGACACCCAGGUCGUUCAUGACAAACAGGCCGUCAAGCAGGACCAGACCAACAUGCUCUUUUCGGGCACCACCGUUGUGAACGGUCAUGCCACGGCGGUUGUGGUGUUGACGGGUGCCUCGACGGCCAUUGGCGAUAUCCACGAGAGCAUCACCUCCCAGAUCUCGGAGCCCACCCCGCUGAAGCAGAAGCUCGACGAUUUCGGCGACAUGCUGGCCAAGGUGAUCACCGUGAUCUGCAUUUUGGUUUGGAUCAUCAACAUUGAGCACUUCAACGAUCCUUCUCACGGUGGUUGGGCCAAGGGUGCCAUCUACUAUCUCAAGAUUGCUGUUUCGCUCGGUGUGGCGGCCAUCCCUGAGGGUCUGGCUGUUGUCAUCACGACUUGUCUCGCGCUCGGAACCCGCAAGAUGGCUCAGAAGAAUGCUGUGGUCCGCUCUCUUCUCUCGGUGGAGACUCUGGGAAGUUGCAGUGUGAUCUGCUCUGACAAAACAGGAACUUUGACCACCAACCAGAUGAGCGUGGAGAAGGUCGUCUACUUGAGUCAAUCCGGCACUGGACUGGAGGAAAUUGAUGUCGAAGGAACCACCUUUGCGCCAGAGGGGAAGCUGUCUCACAACGGUCGGACAGUGCAGAACCUUGCUGUGUCGUCCUCGACAAUCCGGCAGAUGGCUGAGGUCAUGGCUCGCUGCAACAGCGCCGCCUUGUCUCACGAUGCAAAGACUGGUGUUUAUUCUUGUAUCGGUGAGCCUACUGAAGGCGCCCUGCGGGUCCUGGUUGAAAAGAUCGGAACCGAUGAUGCUGCGACCAACGCAAAGAUCUUCAGUCAACCCGUCCCUCAGAGACUUCAUGCUUCCAGCGCUUAUUAUGAGGCUCAGCUACCCCUGCAGGCUACUUAUGAGUUCUCUCGUGACCGCAAGAGAAUGUCGGUCCUCGUCGGCGCUGGCAAGGAACAACGGUUGCUGGUCAAGGGUGCUCCCGAGUCGAUCUUGGAGCGUUGCUCGUAUGUUCUCUUGGGACCUGAUGGACCUCGCGUUCCCUUCACCAAAAACCAUCUGGACCUGCUCUCUGCGGAGGUUGUGGAAUAUGGAAACCGCGGUCUCCGUGUGAUCGCCUUGGCCACGGUGGACGAAGUCGGUGCUAACCCUCUCUUGCACAAUGCCAAGACCACGGACGAGUACGCUCAGCUUGAGCAGAACAUGACUCUCGUUGGCCUUGUCGGUAUGCUUGACCCGCCUCGUACAGAAGUGGCCGAUUCGAUCACCAAGUGUCGGGAGGCGGGCAUCCGGGUCAUUGUCAUUACUGGUGACAGCCGCAACACCGCUGAAUCUAUUUGCCGUCAAAUUGGCGUUUUUGCUGAGGAUGAGGAUCUCACGGGCAAGAGCUUUACGGGUAGAGAAUUUGACGCGCUCUCGGAUAACCAGAAGCUUGAAGCGGUCAAAAAGGCGUCUCUGUUCUCCCGCACCGAGCCUAGUCACAAGUCCAAGCUGGUCGACCUCCUUCAAUCUUUGGGCCACGUUGUUGCGAUGACCGGAGACGGCGUGAACGAUGCGCCUGCCUUGAAGAAGGCGGACAUUGGUGUGGCCAUGGGCACUGGUACUGACGUUGCUAAGCUCGCUGCUGAUAUGGUUUUGGCCGACGACAACUUUGCCACCAUCACGGUGGCUGUCGAGGAGGGCCGGUCGAUCUACAGCAACACUCAGCAGUUUAUCCGUUAUCUGAUCUCGUCCAACAUCGGCGAAGUGGUGUCUAUCUUCUUGACGGCGGCUCUUGGCAUGCCCGAGGCUUUGAUUCCGGUGCAGCUUCUGUGGGUGAACCUGGUGACGGACGGACUGCCGGCCACGGCCCUCUCGUUCAACCCUCCGGACCAUGACGUGAUGAGACGCCCUCCGCGCAAGCGGGAUGAGCGCCUUGUGGGUGGAUGGCUCUUGACCCGGUAUCUGGUUAUUGGAACGUACGUUGGUGUUGCGACGGUCUUUGGCUACGUGUGGUGGUUUGUGUACAAUCCGGAAGGUCCCCAGAUCUCGUUCUGGCAGCUGUCUCAUUUCCACAAGUGCUCGUCCCAGUUCCCUGAAAUUGGGUGCGAGAUGUUUACGAACGACAUGUCCCGCUCUGCGUCGACGGUGUCGCUGUCGAUCCUUGUGGUCAUUGAGAUGCUCAACGCGAUGAACGCGCUGUCGUCGAGUGAAUCUCUCCUCAGUUUCGGUCUGUGGAACAACAUGAUGUUGGUGUAUGCUAUUAUCUUGUCGAUGACGCUGCACUUUGCCAUCCUGUACAUCCCCGCCUUGCAGGCACUGUUUUCCAUUCUCCCGUUGGACUGGACUGAAUGGAAGGCCGUCCUUGCCAUCAGUGCCCCUGUGAUGUAA
Messenger RNA from Aspergillus terreus NIH2624, 2919 nucleotides. RefSeq names its product calcium-transporting ATPase. The transcript has 4 exons. The record is from RefSeq and is a predicted model, not a curated record. Gene Ontology annotation, biological process: intracellular calcium ion homeostasis; calcium ion transmembrane transport. Gene Ontology annotation, cellular component: membrane. Bases 1 to 2919 code for a protein of 972 amino acids. Gene Ontology annotation, molecular function: ATP hydrolysis activity; ATP binding; P-type calcium transporter activity. Lineage: Eukaryota; Fungi; Ascomycota; Eurotiomycetes; Eurotiales; Aspergillaceae.